UUUCGUUUGUCUUUUAUGACCGAUCCCUCUGGGUCACCAGGCAGGCUCGCAAAAGACGUUACUCAGCUGCAACAGGCUCUCCCUCUUCUCAACUUGCAAACCACUCCGAAUCUGAAUCUUCUCAUGAGCAACAAUUCGGACUCAGAUAAUUCUGAAUCAGAUGCAGUGGCUCUCGAGCUAUCUGGACUUGGACUUGGCUAUGAGAUACAAAAUCUCAAACCGCAGCUGCAUCGUAAUCGUGCUUUGAGCGAACGGGUCGCUCUACUGACAGCGCAGCUGAGAGAGGUUCAGAGAAGGAAUAUGGUUGAAAGGGAGAGCGCCAGGAAGCGUGAAGCCAUAUUCGUACAGCAUCUCUGCCUCCUCAACCAGCAAUUAUCAGCACAUCCAGGCCUGUAUGAGAUCUCGCUGCCGUUGAUCUUCACUGUUAUCAACGGCGAUAUGCUGUUAUUCCGUCAUUUAAACCGUGCUUUUGACGGUGGUGUCAACACAGCCGCUUCUUUCAAGUUGACGCGAAGCAUCCUCACCUACCCGGAGCAUAAUAACCCUGAAGCUUAUAGCUCAGCUUCCCACUUCAUGACGGUGUUUUAUAACCGUCGACAGCUCCUAGAGCGGUUGAGAGUCAAAGCGAUUUGCACGAUCCAGCAAUUUGACCAGUUUUUGACGGGAUUCAGUAUCUCCCAUGAGGGUUUCUCUUUUGUCGAUGUCGGCGGUCUCGAACUUACAGAGAUUAAGAUCAGCAUGUACAUCAACGCAUUCAUUCGACUGCCUCAGACUCUUCGGAUUUUUUUUGGUGGCCGUACGUGUGAUCUUUUCUUUGCUGCAAUGACUAUCUGUGCCAGUCGUUCUCGAAGGCGCGUCGAGAAGGAAAUUGUGGAUAAGCUUGUGAUGAUCAGCCCAAACCCGCGAUUCAACACCAUAGUGGGGGUUCCCUUGUUGGUGAUCCAUAACGUCUUUGCGGGUCCUGGGCCAAACAUGAGGAGUCAAAGUGGCUCAAAGGGUACCCCAGCCGCUAGCGCUCACAAUACGGCUCCUCCGAACCCAACGACCGCAGCCUCGCCGAGUAGCAGCUUGCGCAAAGGCUUGGACGGCUCCUUGCUGCAGUAA
This is a messenger RNA of Mycena indigotica, 1104 nucleotides long. RefSeq lists its product as uncharacterized. NCBI's taxonomy places the organism in Eukaryota, Fungi, Basidiomycota, Agaricomycetes, Agaricales, Mycenaceae. The record is from RefSeq and is a predicted model, not a curated record. The transcript has 8 exons. The coding region runs from base 16 to 1104 and encodes 362 amino acids.